Molecule: messenger RNA, 1176 nt
Organism: Drosophila virilis
Lineage: Eukaryota; Metazoa; Arthropoda; Insecta; Diptera; Drosophilidae
Product: transforming growth factor beta-1-induced transcript 1 protein
Cellular component (GO): Z disc; nucleus
Molecular function (GO): transcription coregulator activity
Source: RefSeq, a predicted model, not a curated record
CACAAAAUUAACACGUUUUUCUUUGUUCCGUUUUCCGAAUUCAUAUAUAUAUAUAUAAAUAUAUAUUAAAAAAAAGUCAAAAUUGCGAAAAAAAAAGAACAGAACGUUUUUCCUUGACCGAUAUAUUUAGUAGGCCCAUUCCUGUACGUGUGUGUGCGCGCGCGUGUGUAUUUUUUUUGAGCAACUGUGCGUGCGUGUGUGUGUGUGUCUGUGCGCGUGCCAUAGUUAUCGAUAACAAUCGAAAACCGUAGCUUCGAUAGCAGCAGCAGCAGCAGCAGUAGUUGCCACCGCAAAGAUGAGUGAGAAGGACAAGAAUAUCGUUUGCCACAAGUGCAACGAGACGAUCACAAAGCGCGUUAUAACGGCUUUGGGCAAGACCUGGCAUCCGGAGCAUUUCCUGUGCCGACAUUGCGACAAACAGAUCGAGGAUGCCACCUUUAAUAUACAGGACGGUGAGCCCGUGUGCAGCGAUUGCUUUGUCGAACGCUAUACGAGCACCUGUGCCGCCUGCAAGAAGCCCAUCCUGGAGCGCACCAUAUGCGCUAUGGGCGAAAAUUGGCAUGAGAGCUGUUUUGUGUGCGAUGGCGCCUGCAAGAAGCCCUUGUCGAAUCGCCCCUUCUAUGAGCGGGACGGCAAGGCCUAUUGCAAGCAGGAUUACGAGGAUAUGUUUGCCGUACGCUGUGCCAAAUGCGAGAAGCCCAUCACAGAUAGUGCCAUCGUUGCCAUGAACGCUAAAUGGCAUCGUGAUUGCUUCCGUUGCAAUCGCUGCGAAAAUCCGAUCACAUCACAGACCUUCACCAUCGAGGGGGACAAGCCCGUUUGUCCUGCCUGCACCUGCUAGAUGGGGAGGCAUCAAAAAAAAAAUGCCACUAACCGGACAAACUUGUACUGCACCUGGACCAUAUCGGAACUGAAUAACAUACGUACAUUUACAUAUAUAAACCAUACAACAUAAAAAAAAACCAAACAAACAAACAACCAUCAUUGAGGUUAGGUUUUGAUUGUUCAUGCAUUUAUAGUUUUAAGAGCUAGUGCUUCCGGACAAUUGGAAUUAUAAAUGUACCUGUAAUCUCAAUCUGAGGCUCAAUAAACUAUGUAACAAUUACGUACACAAUAUACACCUACAAUUCCCCCCACCCAGUUACAAUACACUAAAUAACUCAAUAGAAAAUGAAA